AGCAGCGCCAUCUGCAGUCUCUUUAGAUAACUACUAUCGUUCUUUUAGCGCGAUGUCGGACUCGAGCUCUGACGAGGGCAGUGGUCCCGUCUCGUGGACGCCCUAUUGCCAGCGGGAUGAGUGGCGUGACGUGGUGCCCGUCCCCCAGGAUGACGGACCACACCCUGUCGUACAGAUUGCUUACUCCGAUAAAUUCAAAGACGUGUAUGACUACUUCCGGGCUGUGAUAUCGAAGCAUGAGAUCAGUGAACGGGCACUCUGUCUUACCAAGGAUGCUGCCGAGCUUAACCCCGCCAACUAUACAGUCUGGCAUUAUCGUCGAGUUCUACUGAAGGCAUUGAAGAAAGAUAUUAAACCAGAGCUGAGCUACAUAUCUGAUGUCAUAGAAGAUCACCCGAAAAACUACCAAGUGUGGCAUCACAGACGUGUUAUGGUAGAAUGGCUCAAUGACCCAUCAGUGGAGCUCAAGUUUACUUCACAGGUACUUGGAGGGGAUGCCAAAAACUACCAUGCAUGGCAACACAGACAGUGGGUCAUCCAGCGCUUUGAUCUGUGGGAGGGUGAGCUGGCCUAUGUUGACACACUUCUACAGGAUGACUUACGGAACAACUCGGCCUGGAACCAGCGAUACUUUGUGGUCAGCAAUACAUCAGGUUUCACUGGGGAGAGGCUGGAGCAGGAAGUCAGAUAUGCUCAAGAUUUCAUUAAAAAGGCUCCGAACAAUGAAAGUGCUUGGAACUACUUAAAAGGGGCACUGUUGGACCAUGAUCUGAGUAAGUACCCAGGCCUGAUGGACUUCUGUCAGCAGCUUUACGAGAGCCAGUACCGCUCACCGUACCUGAUGGGCUGUAUGGUGGACACGUACGAAGAGAUGCUAGAGCUGGACUGUGAGGAUAAAGUGGGUGUGCUGGACAAGGCUACUACAAUGUGCAAGUCCCUGGCGGAGGAGUUUGAUACCAUCAGGAGUGAAUAUUGGAACUAUGUAUCGCGAGUGUUGGCCACUAAAUUUGGAAAUACAAACUCAGAGACGACUCAAAUUCCUACCGGACCUUCCUAGUCCAAGGUGUUUUUGCUGUAUAUUUAAACCUUUCAUCCCCACCAGACAGAGUUAAUAAACUGGUGCAAGAUUCCUCCAUAUCAUGUGAAGUGCAAAGAAAACAUUGUACUUAUUGCUUGCUAACAAUAAGUAGGUUUAGGGAGAAGCUUAUGUGAUCGAGGUAGAAUGUUUUGUUGGUAUGUCUGUACAUAGAGCUUAACCUGGUAAUGUACAUGUAUAGUUACUAACAGGCUUCUGACAAGUAAUCAACGACGUCGGACAAGUGUUAUGAUCUCGUGCCUUUGUAAGAUACAGAUUGCAGGCAAGACAGCAUUCUUGGAAGAAACAGAUCAUGUAAAAUUACAAAUUUUAUGUAACAUUUUUUUAUAUCAUGCAGCUAUUCAGUGAUGUUUCAAGGUUAAACAAACCAGCUAAUACCUGUUGUAUUUGUAAGCUCACCUGGCCUGAAGGUCUGGUGUAGAUAUAAGCUCACCUGGCCUGGAGAGGUAAGCUCACCUAGCCUUAGGUCUGGUGGCAAUACAACCUCACCUGGCCUGAAGGUCUGGUGUAGAUAUAAGCUCACCUGGACUGGAGAUAUAAGCUCACCUAUUCUUAGGUCUGGUGGCGAUACAACCUCACCCGGCCUGGAGAGGUAAGCUCACCUAGCAUUAGGUCUGGUGGCGAUACAACCUCACUUGGCCUGAAGGUCUGGUGUAGAUGUAAGCUCACUUGGCUUGGAGGUCUGGUGUAGAUGAAAGCUCACUUGGCCUGACAGUCUGGUAGAGAUGUAAGCUCACUUAAUUGACCUGAAGGUCUGGUGUAGAUGCAAGUUCACUUGGCCUGAAAGUCUGGUGUAGAUGAAAGCUCACUUGGCCUGAAGGUCUGGUGGACAUGUAAGCUCACUUGGCCUGAAGGUCUGGUGGACAUGUAAGCUCACUUGGCCUAAAGGUCUGGUGGACAUUUAAGCUAACUUGGCCUGAAAGUCUGGUGGACAUGUAAGCUCACUUGGCCUGAAGGUCUGGUGUAGAUGUAAGCUCACUUGGCCUGAAGGUCUGGUCAAGUUUUAUUGGUGUACUGAAUUGCUAGGUAUAUAAUUUUUUGUGAUAACAAUUGAAUAAAUCUCAACCUGUGUUCAGUUUUAUGUAAAUGGAAUGUAAUCUAAAUUGAGUUGUCGUUGUAUUACUAACGCUGGUUAAUUUAAGUAAUUAUUAUGCAUAUGGUUAACAUUUGGCUGUACCUCGUGUUUCCAUACAGUGUACAAUAGUCAUGGUUAUAACCGUUACAUUCAGAUAAAAUGUGUUUACAAUAAUUUGUAAGUCAAUAAGUGGAUUAUUUGUUCAUUAUGUGUGGAGAAGCCUGUUUGUUUUUAGUAUAUUGUACAGACUGUAUUUUUCAGUCAAGAGUAAAUAUGUUGGGAUACUGGAACAGUUACUAUGUAAUACGCACAAUUAUAAAAAUUGAAUUUGGAAGAUACACUAGUAUAUUGUGCAAUGAUUGUGUUCAUCUUCACCGUAAACAAAUACUGUCUGCAGCAACUGAUGAGAUUAUAUACAACUUUGUUUAAUCAUACAAUAUCCACAAAAAUGCUCUGUAACUCCUCAAUCAAGAAAUGAUACAUAACACUUGUGGGACACUAUUCUGCAUAGAAAUAUUGUAGAUAAAGAUUUUCUCCCUUAAUAUUUAAGGAUAUAUAUAUUGAACGUGAUUUGGAGAGUUUUCCCCCCAUUUGAAAAGACAACCCUAAAGGAGCAUGUGUUUUUUUACCUUUUGCUUAAUGCAUCCUACAUUUAUUACUGAAUUUAGUAUUACGUGAGAAAGAGGCUAAAUGAAGUACAACCUAUAUAUUACCUACUACAUAAUAUUUCCCAAUCUUUGAAAGAAACCCAGCAAAAAAAUACAAAGUUGGGUCCUGAAAACCUAAGUCACACAACACAGUCAAGAGUGACAGACAAAAGAAUGUCUUGAAACAUUGCCAUUGACAUGCUAUACUAUGUAUGGUGUCAAAUUGGUCAAAAGGCAUUUGUGUUUCAAUUCACGAAUGUGAUUGGUGGAUACUGGUCAAGGAGUUGUAGCACUUUGCUGUAUGCCGAGUCUCGGUCAAUAAGAAUGGAAGAGACUCUGUGGUAGCUUAUCAUGAUUUACAGUAACCCUCAAGUCCAAAGUGUUACCCGACUCCCAACUGUAAUCAACUAUUUGUAUCGUAAAUGGUAAAUUAGACAACUAGAGAAGCCAGGAAAGUCUGUGCAUCCAAAGAAUUAACUUGGCACACUGAGCAGAUAAUGACAUGUUUUAGACAAAAUUUUGUUCAGGUAUUUCAUGCAUUUUCCUGAGAUGUCUAAACCUGUGUGUUGACUUAAAUUGAGGAAAUAUAAUUUUGACCGACUCAUGAAAAUCUGCAUAUGAUUUGAUAAAUGUAUAUGAGUUAUUGAGUAUAAUGUAAUUGAGUUGUGUUUGACUGUAAUCACGAGUUCUUAGGCCUGGGGUGCUAUUGUCGGCCGUACAUUUAUUUAACCUGUUAUUAUUUUUUUUUCUACGUCCAGUUGUUAUAAUAAAUGUCCUGAUAUUUAA
Molecule: messenger RNA, 3604 nt
Organism: Mizuhopecten yessoensis (Yesso scallop)
Lineage: Eukaryota; Metazoa; Mollusca; Bivalvia; Pectinida; Pectinidae
Product: protein farnesyltransferase/geranylgeranyltransferase type-1 subunit alpha-like
Exons: 8
Coding region: 53-1057 (334 amino acids)
Biological process (GO): protein farnesylation; protein geranylgeranylation
Cellular component (GO): CAAX-protein geranylgeranyltransferase complex; protein farnesyltransferase complex; cytoplasm
Molecular function (GO): protein farnesyltransferase activity; CAAX-protein geranylgeranyltransferase activity
Source: RefSeq, a predicted model, not a curated record